Molecule: messenger RNA, 4584 nt
Organism: Ochotona curzoniae (black-lipped pika)
Lineage: Eukaryota; Metazoa; Chordata; Mammalia; Lagomorpha; Ochotonidae
Gene: SMAD4
Product: SMAD family member 4
Exons: 11
Coding region: 420-2078 (552 amino acids)
Biological process (GO): cell differentiation; anatomical structure morphogenesis; SMAD protein signal transduction
Cellular component (GO): heteromeric SMAD protein complex
Molecular function (GO): DNA-binding transcription factor activity, RNA polymerase II-specific; I-SMAD binding; RNA polymerase II cis-regulatory region sequence-specific DNA binding
Source: RefSeq, a predicted model, not a curated record
AGUGCUCAUUCUCAUAAGUAAUCCUUUUACAAAAUUCUGUUAAGAUUUUAUUUUUAGAUGAAUAGUACACUGAACAUGACUCAAUUAAGCAUCCUUUGUAAUUAUGAAAAGGUCUAAUUUCAUAGCAUUUUUGGAAUGUCACAAGCAGUGACAUUUUAAGUUUUUUAAAGUCAAAUUUAAAUAUGUACAUAAGACCUUGACUUAACCAGAACAAUUCAUUCUUUUCACAUGUAGCUGAAUAUACUUUGUAAAAUAUGUUCUCAUCUUUCCUCUCUCUCUCUCUUUUAGAUUAUUUGGAACACCACAUGUCUAACAAUUUUCCUUGCAACAUUAAACCAUUCAUUUUCACUGCCUCCAAAAGACCAAAAUUGCUCUGGAAAUUGGAGACAUAUUUGGUUUAAAAGAAAAAACUUGAACAAAUGGACAAUAUGUCUAUUACGAAUACACCAACAAGUAAUGAUGCCUGUCUAAGCAUUGUACAUAGUUUGAUGUGCCAUAGACAAGGUGGGGAGAGUGAAACAUUUGCAAAAAGAGCAAUUGAAAGUUUGGUCAAGAAGCUGAAGGAGAAAAAAGAUGAAUUGGAUUCUUUAAUAACAGCCAUAACUACCAACGGAGCUCAUCCUAGUAAAUGUGUUACCAUACAGAGGACACUGGAUGGACGCCUGCAGGUGGCUGGUCGGAAAGGAUUUCCUCACGUGAUCUAUGCCCGUCUCUGGAGAUGGCCUGACCUUCAUAAAAAUGAACUAAAGCAUGUUAAAUAUUGUCAGUAUGCAUUUGACUUAAAAUGUGAUAGUGUCUGUGUCAAUCCGUAUCACUAUGAACGAGUUGUCUCACCUGGAAUUGAUCUCUCAGGAUUAACACUGCAGAGUAAUGCUCCACAAAGCAUGCUGGUGAAGGAUGAAUAUGUUCAUGACUUUGAUGGGCAACAACCGUUACCCACGGAAGGACAUUCAAUUCAGACCAUCCAGCAUCCACCAAGUAACCGUGCAGCAACGGAGACAUACAGCGCCCCAGCCCUGUUAGCCCCGUCUGAGUCCAGUGCUGCCAGUACCACCAACUUUCCCAACAUUCCUGUGGCUUCCACAAGUCAGCCUGCCAGUAUUCUGGCAGGCAGCCAUAGUGAAGGACUGUUGCAGAUAGCUUCAGGGCCUCAGCCAGGACAGCAGCAGAAUGGAUUUACUGGUCAGCCAGCUACUUACCAUCAUAACAGCACUACUACCUGGACUGGAAGUAGGACUGCACCAUAUACACCUAAUUUGCCUCACCACCAAAACGGCCAUCUUCAGCACCACCCGCCUAUGCCGCCCCAUCCCGGACAUUACUGGCCAGUUCACAAUGAGCUUGCAUUCCAGCCUCCCAUAUCCAAUCAUCCUGCUCCUGAAUAUUGGUGUUCGAUUGCUUACUUUGAAAUGGAUGUUCAGGUAGGAGAGACAUUUAAGGUUCCUUCAAGCUGCCCUAUUGUUACUGUUGAUGGAUACGUGGACCCUUCAGGAGGAGAUCGCUUUUGCUUGGGUCAACUCUCCAAUGUUCACAGGACAGAAGCCAUUGAGAGAGCAAGGUUACACAUAGGAAAAGGUGUGCAGUUGGAAUGUAAAGGUGAAGGUGACGUUUGGGUCAGGUGCCUUAGCGACCAUGCGGUCUUUGUGCAGAGUUACUACCUAGACAGAGAAGCUGGGCGUGCACCUGGAGAUGCGGUUCAUAAGAUCUACCCAAGUGCUUAUAUAAAGGUAUUUGAUUUGCGUCAGUGUCAUCGACAGAUGCAGCAACAGGCAGCUACGGCGCAAGCUGCGGCAGCCGCCCAGGCGGCAGCUGUGGCAGGAAACAUCCCUGGCCCAGGCUCUGUGGGUGGAAUAGCUCCAGCUAUCAGUCUGUCAGCUGCUGCUGGCAUUGGUGUUGAUGACCUUCGGCGCUUAUGCAUCCUCAGGAUGAGUUUUGUGAAAGGCUGGGGACCUGAUUACCCACGACAGAGUAUCAAAGAAACGCCUUGUUGGAUCGAGAUCCACUUGCAUAGGGCGCUGCAGCUCCUGGAUGAAGUUCUGCACACCAUGCCCAUUGCAGACCCACAGCCCUUAGACUGAGGUGGAUCACUGCAGGGCCCUUAACAGUAUCAGGAUGGUGGACUGUAAAAUGCAAUCCUGUUUAUUAUCUGAAGAUAUGUUUCACCUUUGUUCUGCUUUAUCUUUUCAUAAAGGGUGGAAAAAAUGUGUUUGCUACCUUGCUCCUAGCAGACAGAAACUGGAUUAAAACAAUUUUUUUUUCCAAUUUAGAACUUUUCAGGCAUGUCUCAGAGCUUGAAAAUCAGGAAAACACAUUCUUACUAAAUCUUUACCAGUUGUGUAUGAAAGAGUCAUUCCAGUGCUGGAAAAUUUAGCCCUUUAAAAUGUCUUAGAGUGUUUUUUAUAUGCAGAACACUGAUGUGUGUGUUACUCUACACAAUAAAUUCAAUAUUGCUGAUUUUAAAGGCAGAGGAGUGCUCAAAGUUAAUUCACCUGUUUUAUUUUGUGUGCAAAUUGUUAUUGUUGGACAAACUUUACUCCAAAAUAUUGUGCCAUGUGGGUGAGUUAAUUUUACCAAGAGCAACUUUACUCUGUAUUUAACAAAUAAAAUAGUGAUGUAUUAUAACCUUUUAUCUAAAAUAUUUUUUGGAACUAGUGAAAGUGAUUUCAAUUCUGGUUGUCUUGCAGCUCAGUUUUAUCUUAAUAAGGUGAAAGACUAAUCUGGAUGUAUAUUAAGAAUUGCUUAAAAUUACUGGACAAAAAUGUCAUUUAAAAUUACAUUUGUUAUCCCUAUUAGACGACUAUCAGAAAGUAUACUUUUCCCCCAUUAAACAGUAGAUGUGUUUGUCUACUUUUGCCUGGAAAAGUAAUUUCUUUUCCUUCAUUAAUUCAUAGGGAAAAGUUUUGUAUUUUUUAAAACACUAAAAGCAGUGUCACUCAACAUAGUAUCUCACUGUUCUGCAAAGGUGACAGUGCUUAAAUAAUGAAUAUUUUGGAAACUGGCAAAUUCUGUGUUAAAUACUGUGCAGAAUAAUGGAGACAUUACAUACAGUUCAUACUAGGUAGUUUGGAUAUUUUUGUACUUGAUUUGAUGUGUGACUUUUUUUCAUAUACUGUUUAAAUCAUGUAUGUUAUGAUAUUGUUUAAAAUUCAGUUUUUGUAUCUUGGGGCAAGACUGCAAACUUUUUUAUACCUUUUGGUUAUUCUAAGCCCUUUGCCAUCAAUGAUCAUAUCAAUUGGCAGUGACUUUGUAUAGAGAAUUUGAAGUAGAAAAGUUGCAGAUGUAUUAACUGUACCACAGACACAAUAUGUAUGCUUUUUACCUAGAUAGUAGCAUAAAUAAAACUGAAUCAACAUACAAAGUUGAAUUCUAGGUUUGAUUUUUAAAUUUUUUUCUUUUGCACUUUUGAAGCCAAUCUCAGUGGCAAGACACCUUUUAUUAAGUGACAGGCAACAGCCAGCUCUAUUGGGCAGCUCUGGUUUGCUUCUUACACUCUACCAGGACUUUCCCAUUGUGUAUUAGGCAUAGAGUUGGUUAUUUUUUUUAACUUUUAUUUGCUAUAGCAAACAAUAGGUCUGGUUGUCUAUGUGAUAGAUGAUCUACAGAAAAAAACAGUGUGAAAUGAAUCAAGGAUUAUCUUUCAGAUGCUUUUUCUGUUUGUGUGGAGGGUCAUUGUAAACUUACUAUUUAAAGUGUGUUAUAGAUUUGAGCCAUAGAAACACUUAUGUAUAAUAAUCCUUUUUAUGUCAACUGACACGAACAAGUCUUGUGCUUGCUUGGAAGGUCUCCUUAAUAGGACCAUUCUCUAAGUUCUGCCACUGAGUUUGCUUAUGCAGGCUACACAGUUUUUUAAAAGCUUCUCUAUGAAUUCAUUUGUACUCUUUGAGUACUCAAGUAUUUUCAGUAAAGACCUAGUUUUCAUCUGUAAAGGUUUAUAGUGUUUUAAGUUUUCUUGACAGAAGUGUUAAAAGAUAACUUCUCUAGAAAUUUUCUCUUUAGGUCCAUUUUACUGAAUGAAGAAUAGGAAUGAGAGGAGCGAGUCCUAGAGUGACAUUUUAAUCCAGACUCUUUGAUUAAAACCUUAACCGCGUGAUGGUACCAUCCAUUAUCUCUUCCUAAUUUAAGGAAAGUUUUCAUGUUUAUUCAUCUGUUGAAAGUAUGUGGGAAAUAUUUGCUAAGAAAUAUUUUUUUAACCAAGCCACCAGUCUUGGUUUCUUUCUACUAAGAGCCAUAAAAUAUAGAAGUUUUUCUAGUUAUUGCUUGUUAUAAUAUCUAGAUUGAGGCACAUGCUGUUGAGGAAACACCGAGGUAUCAUGAUCAGCUAUGUUUUAUAGCGUGGUUCUUAAAUUGUGUUUGUUUCUUAGAUGUGGUCACCUUUGAUGAGAAGACAGAAGAAUUUCCCUAGGUUUACACUUUUGUGUCUGCUUUAAGGAUAAAACAAUUUCCACAUUCUCAAAAAUCAUUUAUUAUCAGGAUAUGGUUCUGGGUACGUUUUCUCUAACUCAUAUCUCAAAGACCUUCUGAAUGUUGAAUUCCAGUGUAAGCCGAAUGAGAGAUGAAUCAAAUAUAGCCAGUACACUAGACCCA